This is a messenger RNA of Myotis davidii, 658 nucleotides long. It is a transcript of the gene CALML6, whose product is annotated as calmodulin like 6. Gene Ontology annotation, molecular function: enzyme regulator activity; calcium ion binding. The transcript has 3 exons. NCBI's taxonomy places the organism in Eukaryota, Metazoa, Chordata, Mammalia, Chiroptera, Vespertilionidae. Bases 47 to 301 code for a protein of 84 amino acids. The record is from RefSeq and is a predicted model, not a curated record.
CCCUGCAGACAAAGGCUUCUUCAACUGCGACGGGUUCCUGGCGCUGAUGGGCAUCUACUGGGAGAAGGCCCAGAACCAGGAGGGGGAGCUGCGGGCCGCCUUCCAGGUCUUCGACAAGGAGGGCAAGGGCUACAUCGACUGGGACACGCUCAAGUAUGUGCUCACGAAUGCGGGCGAGCCCCUCAAUGAGGUGGAGGCGGAGCAGAUGAUGAAGGAGGCCGACAAGAACGGGGACGGGACCAUCGACUACGAGGAGUUCGUGGACAUGAUGACCGGAGAGUCCUUCAAGCUGGUCCAGUAGGAGCUGCUGCUAGGCCUUGGGAGGCCUGCUGACCACCCACCUACCACGCCCUGCCCCACCCAAUCCCAUCCACCCACCUGCCCUGCUCACCCACCUGCCCCACCCACCCCAGAAAAGUAGCCAAUAAACGCGCCCGCAAGACUCCUGUGGCUCCCCCGCCCCAGCCUGGCACAGAUGUGGGUCUGGAAAGGGGGAGGGUUUCCCAGAGGCAGCCAGGGCGCACAGAUAUCACCUGCUGUGAUAUCUGAUCCCACCCAUAGCCGCAGCCCGAAGGUGAGGCUGGUGCAGGUCGAGCCCAAGCACUCACCCUGCCCACCUGCCAGGGUGGGGUGGCGGCCCGAGAGCCCUCCGAGCACG